UUUUUUGGCUCGGAAUUCCCGUUGGUUUCUUCCUCGUGAAUCCCCCCCCGCUUGCUUGAAUCAUGAGGCCCCGUCGCGAUCGCGAGUGAUCCCCGUUUUUGGACUGGCAAUUCGGGAGCUUCUUGCGGCUUCGGUGGCGUUUGCUCCGUGUCGAUACAAUUUGUUCAUAGGCCUGUGGAAAGAGAUGAGCUGCUUCUCGUGUCUCAGCUCUCGCCGUAAAGACGGUAGCAGGAUUGAAAUCGAUAAUGGCAUUCGAUCUAACUCUCGCUACUCGGCCGAUACCUCAGGAAGCGGCAAGCGCAAAGCUAAUUAUGAUGAUGAUGGGAGUGGAAGGAGAAAAGGAUCUAGAAAUGGCAAGAACAAGGAUGGCAGUAGUCCAAAAGGCAAUGCAGCACGGAGCUUCACGUUUCGUGAAUUGGCGACGGCGACGAGAAACUUUAAGGAAGUAAACUUAAUUGGUGAAGGGGGGUUUGGCAAGGUUUACAAGGGACGGUUGGAAACAGGCGAGGUGGUUGCAAUAAAACAACUCAAUCAUGAUGGUCUUCAGGGAUUUCAGGAGUUCAUUGUGGAGGUUCUUAUGUUGAGCCUAUUGCACCAUUCCAAUCUAGUGACUCUGUUUGGAUAUUGUACUGAUGGAGAUCAAAGACUAUUGGUUUACGAGUACAUGCCAAUGGGUAGCUUGGAAGAUCAUCUAUUCGAUCUCGAUCCUGGUAAAGCACCUCUUAAUUGGAGCUCAAGGAUGAAGAUUGCUGUAGGUGCAGCAAGGGGCCUUGAGUAUCUACACUGCAAAGCAAAUCCUCCUGUUAUUUACAGGGACUUGAAGUCAGCAAAUAUCUUGCUUGACAAUGAUUUUAAUCCAAAGUUGUCAGAUUUUGGGCUGGCUAAAUUAGGUCCUGUUGGUGAUAAUACUCAUGUUUCGACGAGAGUGAUGGGAACAUAUGGAUACUGUGCUCCAGAGUAUGCUAUGAGCGGCAAAUUGACUCUUAAAUCUGAUAUCUAUAGCUUUGGUGUGGUUCUUUUGGAGAUCAUUUCUGGACGAAAGGCAAUAGAUAUCACCAAGAAGCAGGGAGAACAAAAUCUGAUCGCCUGGUCUAGGCCGUAUCUGAAGGACCGAAGGAAGUUUUCCCAAUUGGCCGAUCCUCUACUACAAGGACGCUUUCCUGUACGCUGUCUUCAUCACGCGAUUGCCAUCACCGCAAUGUGUCUCCAGGAACAGCCUAAUUUCCGUCCACUCAUUGGCGACAUCGUCGUCGCACUCGAGUACCUGGCGACUCAAAGUAGCAGUAGCGGGGCUCACAGUCCAUCCUCUCAAUCGCCUGGUAGAAGAUUGGAUUCCAGAACUAGUUCAAUAGCGGUUUGACAGGUCACGAGCUGCUGUCAUGUAUGACAACUGCAUGUACAUUUGUUUCAUAUCUUGUCUUCCUCUUGGGCUUGAUAAUACUCGCUCGCCGCCGACCGAGGGAAUGGAGUUAGUGGAGCACCGUAGUUGAUGGUUGCUGAAGCAUACGGCAGAGGGGCUUCCUGAUGUGUUAUUGCAUGGAAAAAAGAUUUGUGGAGAAGAUAGGGCAAAAGAUGACGGGUCGUUCAUAUCCCUUUCAUUUUUCAAUUAAUGUUUAUAUAGUGGCCUUUAGUUAUAUGGAAUACUUGUGAAUUCUUGCUUUCAUGUCUUCAUGAGUAACAUUUAGGUUGAGUUCUUGCAUCAA
Messenger RNA from Syzygium oleosum, 1703 nucleotides. Its product is annotated as probable serine/threonine-protein kinase PBL21. The coding region runs from base 185 to 1360 and encodes 391 amino acids. The transcript is spliced from 6 exons. Lineage: Eukaryota; Viridiplantae; Streptophyta; Magnoliopsida; Myrtales; Myrtaceae. Gene Ontology annotation, molecular function: protein kinase activity; ATP binding. The record is from RefSeq and is a predicted model, not a curated record. Gene Ontology annotation, biological process: protein phosphorylation.